UGCAAGGAGGGAGGCAGAGCUGCUGCUGCACCAUGGAGGAGGCGCGCGGCUUCUUCCGGCGGCUGCCCAAAGUGGAACUCCAUGCCCACUUGAACGGCUCUAUCAGUUCGGAGACGAUGAAGAAAUUAAUGGCGCAGAAGCCAAACCUUCAGGUUCAUAAUGGAAUGACUAUGAUUGACAAAGGGAAGAGAAGGAGCCUGGAAGAAUGCUUUCAGAUGUUUCAGAUCAUCCAUCAGGUUACCAGCAGGACUGAAGAUAUAUUAAUGGUAACCAAGGAUGUUAUUCGGGAAUUUGCAGCCGAUGGUGUCAAAUACCUGGAGUUAAGGAGCACACCCAGAGAGGAGCAUGCCACAGGUAUGACCAAAAGAGCGUACGUGGAAACCGUACUUGAAGGUAUAAGGCAAUGUAAAGAAGAAGAACUGGAUAUAGAUGUUAGGUUUCUAAUCUCAGUAGAUCGAAGAGGGGGACCGGCCGUUGCCAAGGAAACUGUGAAACUGGCUGAAGAGUUUCUGCUUUCCACAGAUGGGGUGGUUGUAGGACUCGAUCUCAGUGGAAAUCCGACAGCAGGACAUGGCAAGGAUUUCUUAGAGCCCCUCUGGGAAGCUAAAAAAGCAGGACUGAGGCUGGCGUUGCACCUUUCAGAGAUCCCCGACCAGGACGAAGAGACCAAACUUCUCCUGUGCCUGCCUCCGGACCGAAUCGGGCACGGCACGUUUCUUCAUUCUUCGUCGUCAAGGUCCAAGGACCUUGUGCAGCUUGUCAGACGGCAUGGUGUGCCUCUUGAACUCUGCGUGACCUCAAACCUCAAAGGUCAGACCGUGCCUUCGAGUGACCGCCACCACUUUGGAUUCUGGUACAACGCGGGACAUCCCGUUGUGUUGUGUACUGACGAUAAAGGCGUUUUUGCAACCAACCUUUCUUGGGAGUACCAGCUGGUGGCGAACACAUUUCAGCUGUCCGGAGCGCAGAUGUGGGACCUUUCUUACAACGCCAUCGACCACAUUUUUGCUGGCGCCUGCACCAAAGCAGAGCUACAGGAAAAGUGGAACAAGUUAAAACCAUCCUUCCUUAAGCAACUCAAUGGGAGGGCUGAGGAUUGGUGAAUCCAUGACAUGUUUUGUGUGAGGGGGUGCUUCUUGGGCUAGUUUGUGCAUCCCAUAGAUGGACCUCUUCACACCGUACCAUUUCAGCCUGCACCAGGGUGGUGGCUUGUUUGAAUAUUCUGUUAUUUAACUUCGAUGUGCCCCUGCUUGAAGAAAACUACCCUAUCAGAGAGAAAGCUAAGUGGAGCCCUUAUCCCUGACAUGCUAAGUUUCUAUUGCAGGGAGUAAAAAAAAGGGGGGGGAGCAAUAAAAUAAUUGCAACCCACCCUUAGUCAAAAAUGUCCAAGGAAAGCUUUGCUGUUCAAUGCUGUUGAAUGGAUAAACUGAUCCUAAAAUUGGUCAUGCAAUGACCUGCUUUGUGUGCAGCUGCUUGUGUGUAGAUUAGGACAUUUUCAGCUGUAAAGCUCAGGAGAGAAACAAACAAAAUAACCUCCCAAAGGUAAGUAAGUAAUGUAACAUAGCAUAGUAGGUCCCAACUUGGCAAAUAUAUUUUUAUAUCAGCCUCUGGUGGGGAGGAGAAUAUAACAUCAAACAGUCUCUUUUUAUUGUCGAAGGCUUUCACGGCCGGAGAACGAUGGUUGUUGGGGGUUUUCCGGGCUGUAUUGCCGUGGUCUUGGCAUUG
Messenger RNA from Eublepharis macularius, 1725 nucleotides. It is a transcript of the gene MAPDA, whose product is annotated as adenosine deaminase like. Gene Ontology annotation, biological process: adenosine catabolic process; inosine biosynthetic process. The record is from RefSeq and is a predicted model, not a curated record. Gene Ontology annotation, molecular function: adenosine deaminase activity. Lineage: Eukaryota; Metazoa; Chordata; Lepidosauria; Squamata; Eublepharidae. The transcript is spliced from 10 exons. Bases 33 to 1103 code for a protein of 356 amino acids.